GCGUGCAAUUGAUUUCUACCUGCAGAGAGCAAAAUGAGUCUUAUUAAAUAUCCAAACAGUGUCCUCUAGUGGAGAUUUAAUCAAAACAUUGCCGGUGUGUAUUUUAUUUCAGUCAUUCCAGCAGAAGAUUAACUAUUUAUUCUGUACUGGAAACAGGUGCACAUUGAUUCGACCCCAGAAUGAAGAGAUAGAAAGUGUUUAAUAAAGUUUGGUGGCUGUGACUUGAAUCCACUGCAGAAACUGAGGGGGGAGUUAUUCCUCCUGCUGAACCUGCUUGUUUCUCCUUGGCUAAUUUUAACCUGGCAGUGCCAAGAGCACAGGGGCCGAAAGCAACGUUAUAAAACGAGGAGGAAGCAACACGUUGGCGUUUUCGGAUUAGAAAUCCUCUGAUUCAACGUCCUGUAGAUAUGAGUCAGCGUUCUCGAGCCUCCAAGGUUCGACAGCAUGUCCACUGUGAUUCCUGCUACAGCCGGCGCUGCAGGGCUCGGGUGGAGGUCUCUGUGUGCUGUGCCGUCAUCCCCUGCCGCCUGCUCUGUGGAGCUCUCUUCCACCUGUGCAAAGAGGAGGAUCACCUGCUGCUCUGCCCUAACGUGAGGGUGCCCUGCCUCAACGCCCAGUAUGGCUGCCCUUUACACCUACUUCGCUCCUCACGGGCAGCUCACCUCCAGGUGUGUCCGGCCAGCUUGGUGUGUUGCUCCAUGGAGUGGCUCCGUUGGCCGACUGAUGAGACAAAUCCAAACGACAACUUAGCCCUGCAGGAGAACGUGCUGAAGGAAAAUGAGGGUCAGGAGGAGCCUCUGGAUCUCGCCAUGGCCCUGGUGGAUCAGUCCGACCUUUAUGACCGCCUGAAAAUGAAGCCUAUCUAUCCAGAGCUGAUCGAAGAAGAAGAGGUGGAAAUAAAGAAUGAGAAGAAAGAGGAGACGGCAAUGGGAGGGUUUGUCAAUGGUGUCGCAGACAAAGAAAACAGCUUGUGUGACACUAGUGUUGUUGAAGGGGCUGUAGAGAACAGUGUGGGGCAAAGCUCAGGCAUCGACGUAGGGAAAUACAACAUGUGGGAGAAGAUGUUCAGCAUGGAUAAAGGUGGCUGUGAUGCUGCUCAGGCAAACCAAGACAAUCUCAAACAAAAUCCAAAGCUCGAUGAGAAGGUGAAGGACAAAGACACAGGGAAAGAUGAUGCGGCUGCAGACACAAGUGAGACCGGUCUGGCCCCGUGGCACGAGGGGGUGCUGGAGCGUCUGGGGCAGCAGCUCACCCCGCAGGAGUACAACAUGUAUGUGGCACAUCACGGGCGCAUGCUGCUCACUUUCGGCCACAUACAGGCCUGUACGCCGAGGGAGUUGGAUUUUGUCUACGGCAGCUUGGAACCUAUCCCAGUCCAGACUCUGCACUCUUUCAAGGUCCCUGUCAGCUAUCACUACAGCAGGCGUCGGAUUCAUCACUACGACACAACUCGACCUCCGAGCGAGCCUCGCAGUGUGGACACAUCCGACCUCGUCGUCAACGAAGAGGACUGGUUCGGUGAUGAAGCAGCAGCCACCCUGCUGGGCUAUGCUGAGGAGGAGGUCAGGGGUCACAAGAUCAGUGAGUCUGUUGCAUCCGAUGGGCUUUACGUCGACGUGGGAACACAGACGCACUCGUUCCGCACGGCUCCGUUUAAAGCGAAGACGACCCUGGCGGAGGUGAUGGUGGACAGACCGCUGAAGAUUCGUCUUCAGCUACAGUCAGAGAGAGUGAACAGCAGGAACACCAGAGCCAACUGCGUCUUCGCCUUCCUCUGCGGUCACACCUUCCACCGCAAAGAGUUUGCCACACAUUUCAGGAACGUCCACAGUGACAUCCAGACGAGUCUGAGUGGAUGGUUCGAGCAGAGAUGCCCCCUAUCAUAUCUGGGAUGCACCUACAGCCAGAGGAGGUUUCAGCCCUCCACACAUAAAGCCACCGUCUCCUACAAUCAGCAGCUGAGGAUUUUCAACUUGCGUCCAACACUUGAAGCCUCAAUAGGUGACGCCUCCCAGCCAUCCAGGAGCUCAGAAGACUCCUCCACCGCUCAGAGGAAGAGAGGACGUCUGGCCAGAGGAGGGGAGGACUCUCUGAGCUCGCUGCCCUACGAGGUGCUGUGCCACAUGGCCAGUUUCCUGGACAGUCUGUCCCUGUCCCAGCUGGCUCUGGUGUCCCAGCUGAUGAGGCAGGUGUGCUCCUCUCUGCUGCAGGCGAGAGGGAUGGUCACCCUCCGCUGGGAGAAGAAGAACUACUCACAUGGAGGAGCCAAGUGGAGGGCCAAACCUGUGUGGGAGUUCAGUCACCUCUUCUCCUCAGUGGAUUCAUGGCAUAUGUCAGACGUCCCUCCCAUAUCCGCUCAUCUAAAAGUCUGUCCUUACUACGAGACCUCUCUGCACAGUGAGCGUGUUGCCCUCCCCAGCAUGGCUGACAAACAGGAGUGCAGCCAGGAGAGGCUCAGCCUCAUCAACCAAUUCACAAGAAAUAGAUGUCAGCAAUGAAAAAAAAUGCUUUUAAUUCUACCUGCUGUGUCAGUAUGUAUUUGUGUAUUAUUGAAACUGAUGGCAGAUUACAUUGCACAAGAAUAGGGAUGAUGUCUUAAAACCAGUAUGUCACUAAGUACUAAACAAAGCAAAUAAAAUCAACCUGAACUUG
Messenger RNA from Sebastes umbrosus (honeycomb rockfish), 2652 nucleotides. RefSeq names its product F-box only protein 40-like. NCBI's taxonomy places the organism in Eukaryota, Metazoa, Chordata, Actinopteri, Perciformes, Sebastidae. Gene Ontology annotation, molecular function: ubiquitin protein ligase activity; protein binding; zinc ion binding. Gene Ontology annotation, cellular component: cytoplasm. Bases 408 to 2498 code for a protein of 696 amino acids. The record is from RefSeq and is a predicted model, not a curated record. The transcript is spliced from 9 exons.